Messenger RNA from Anopheles marshallii, 4467 nucleotides. RefSeq lists its product as uncharacterized. The coding region runs from base 1 to 4467 and encodes 1488 amino acids. The record is from RefSeq and is a predicted model, not a curated record. The transcript has a single exon. NCBI's taxonomy places the organism in Eukaryota, Metazoa, Arthropoda, Insecta, Diptera, Culicidae.
AUGGCUGCCUCAGUCUAUGCAACACCACCACCCGAUCUAAGUGGCGAAGAAGCUGUUCUGAGUGAUGCGUCGAAUUCUUCGCAAACCAAUAGCUCUCACAGUUCCACGUUGAAAGCUUCCAAGCGCACGCUCUCAUCAUCGUUCCUGAAUGCAGCAACAACUCAAAGUAGUACGUUGACUACUACCUCACAACUCAGCUCCGACUCGCUACCAGAUUUGUCGAAGAAGCGCCGUAAGCAAUCGAUGCCGAUUCGAUUUUCUGCCAACGGUACGGCUAUUGAAAUACCAACGACCACGAGUACAGACACGGUUGUUGAUAUCGAUGAACGUUCCCUGGACGGUGCUCGUGGAAAUGAUCACGAUGACGCAGCCGAAGUAGAUCAGGAGCGAGCUGAAACCGAUAGCUCACCAAACCCCACCAGUCCGGCAAUGGAAAAUGGCGACGACGAGGGAGCAGCAUUGUUGGAAGAGCAACAGAACAACUUUCAAAAGAUAUUCCUGUCGAACCUUAGUCAAUUACAGCAAAAACACCUACAGUUGCAGCACCAGAACUCUGAAGGGUUUCUGAGUUUGGCCAAUCCGGGUACUACACUUCCCGAGAACUUUCUGACCUCUAAACUGAACAGUUUCAUUGCUUUGAGCAGCGCCCGAGCUGAUCGUGAAUCGUCCUCCCUUCCCAGAAGUGACGAUGAGCAAGAAGGGAACGAAGAUCGUCCGCUAUCGAUCCCCGAGGAGUCAGAGAGAAGAGAUAAAAGUCGUGAGCAGUCUCCUGUCACCAAAAAUGUUACAUCUACCGAAGAUGUCCUGAAACCACGCGAAACCGACCCUGAAGGUAACACACUACCGUUGUCGGGAUCGACGACUAAUCCUGUGACGAAAAGUGAUGAAAAGAUAGCCGAACAUCAAUCUACUGCGAGUAGUCCACCUAAGAUUUCACUCAAGAAAGAACUCAUGAUGGACCCGGAAUGGGAUGGCGAAAUUCGUAGUAACUUUCCGAAGGCGGAUGAUUGGAUAUCAAUCGCCGGACUGUCCUUCCCAUUCCCACCCGAAGCUGCCGCGGCCCUGUCCGCCUCAGGGUAUCUACCUCAAUUACCACUGCUGGGAGUACCCACGGUGUCCGCUUUUGGCACAUCCGGUGACGGGAACAGUCGCCCUGGAGUACCUCCGUUGCGUAUUUUCAAUCCGGAAGCCUACUGCGAUCUGUGCAACAAGGAGUUUUGCAACAAGUACUUCUUAAAGACGCAUAAAGCGAACAAACAUGGUAUCUACGAACCAGCCCCAGGCAAUGGAAGUUCGGAAGCCACGAAUUCUGCGCUGUCUGCCAUGAGCAACCCCUUCAACUCGAUUCAUCAGCUGUCGCAGGUGUUUCAGAUGCAGCAACAGCAACACUCUGGCGUCCCUAUCUCCAGUGAACAAAUAGAAAAACUCUCUAGUCAUCACACCGCUGCGGCUGAUGCAGAACGUAUGCAGCCUCAAACGAUGUUGCAUUCUCAACCACAAUCCAUUGCUGGCAGCCAGCAAAAUCAAGCAAACGCCGGGAAGAACAUGCAACAGUUACCGAUGCGUUCGGCUCAUUCACCUAAGGUUUCCGUGACACCUAAUCAAAUACAACCCACCGUCUUUUGCGAUAUUUGUUUCAAAAAGUUCAGCAGCCUCAGCGCAAUGCGCAAACAUCGCAGCAAAGCACACGAGCUAUCAAACAGUAAUCAUCAGAUGCAACAACAGCAGCAGCAACAACUACACCAGCAUCAACAACAGCAGCAACAACAACUGCAACAGCAACUACAACAGCAUCUGCAACAACAGUAUCACCAGCAAAUGCAGACACAACAGCAGCAUGCGAAGCUCGCUGCCAACAGGCAAGAAGCAGCUGAAUCCGGGUUAGAUUCAUCAUCGGGCAUUACGGGUGCUGGAGGUCCGUUGCAGCUUCCCGACGGUUUCCGAGAGGACUACACGAUUGAGCAGGAGGAUGCCACAUUUACACCGCAACCACGCAAGCUAUCGCCACACUCGAUGCAGGCAGCCAAGGAGGCGAACUUCUCAGCGGACAAGCUGCGUCGUCUCGGUGUGGUCAACCCGGAGGCAUUCUGUGAGAUUUGUUGCAAGGAGUACUGUAACAAAUACUUCCUGCGCACCCACAAACUUAAACGUCACGGUAUCCUGCCGUCACCGGAUGAGCUGAAGGACGACGGUCGUCAGCCGUGGGCACCGUUCCUACAAACGAGCCCACUGAAUCUGAUAAUGGGUGGUACCGCGGCGGAUGUGAUGAGCGCACAGAUGGCUCUGCAAGCGGCUUCACCUUCCUCGCUAAGAAAGCUAAUGACAACAGACGAGUUGAGCAGUGAUCAGGUUGCAAUCGAAGGUGCUAAAGGAGUCGAAAUCAAGCGUGAACAGUCUCCCCCGGCCAAGAUGGACAAUGGAGGUGCUGAUUCGGAUGAUCAGCAACAAUCGGAUGGUGGAAUACCAGGCCCAAGCAAUGGCGAUGAUGGUGCUCGCGACGCUGCUAGCGAUGAAGACGCCGAGGCGAUCAGUGUCGACUUGCAGAAGUUACAAUCGAUGAUCAUGCAACUGAACGAUCUAAACAGUAUCCAACACCAGCGUAAGGUGAGUUGCGGUGUGUGCGGUAAGGAUCUGGCUAACCAGUAUCUGCUACAUGCGCAUAUGAUACAGGAACAUGGUUCACUGGGCAUGGACAACAACAACGGCCCAAAAGGAUCACGUGCUACGACUCCGAACGAUAUGCCUGAAACGUGUAAGCACUGCGAUAAAGAGUUCGCCAACGUGUACAUGCUGAAGCAACAUCUUGUCGAGAUGCAUGGAGGAAUGACGGGUAUGUCUAGCCCCAAACGCGAGGGAUUUGUCACUCCGGAACGCCCAACAACUGUUCCAUCGGGUGUUGGAAACGGUGUAACAGGUAGUGGCGGGCCAGGCAGCAUCCCAAUGCCACCCGGUGCUCCUGGAUACGGCGAACGUAAGCCAAGCUACUCGAUGACUCCAACCAGCAGUUAUUGCGAGAUUUGCAACAAGGAACUGUGCAACAAGUACUUCAUGAAGACGCACAUGCAGCGUAUGCAUGGCAUUGAGAUUGAAAACGGUGCCCAGAUAGGUGGAGUCGUCUGCAACAUAUGCAACAAAGAGCUCUGCAGCAAAUAUUUCCUACGUGUGCACAAGCACAACACACACGGCAUCGUGGAGGAAGGUGCACCACUGCCACAACCCCGUCAAAACGGGUCAUCAGCAAUCGCCGGCGUCAAUGAGAUGGGAGCUGGAGAGACUAGUGAUGGUAGUUCCUUCCCGGGCGGUGACCUUAAACCGGGAGAGGUUAGCGAUCUUAGCAAUCGUUACUACUCACACUUCACCGAGGUGUGUCCGCUGUGCAGUCGGCGAUUCCGCAGCGCCAAGUGGUUACGGGCGCAUCUUCUGAGCGAUCAUGGGAAGGUAGGCGUCGAAAAGCUCAAGGAUAUCGAGCAGAAGCUUGGCACGAACGUUCAAAACGGAGGCGGUUUGCUGGGAAACGGUGCCAAUUCAGGAGGUGGCAGUGGAAAUAGCCGGAGCAAAUCAAACAGUCCAUCGCUGAAGGUACCGAAUGGGUUGAACGAUGGCAAGUACGGUUCCAAGUCACCGUUCGGGGGUUUGAGCCCAGCCGAGGCAGCCAAGUAUCUUCCGAAAGGUGCCGCCAUUCCGACACUGUUCGGAACGGAUCAACCUCCCUCUCCAAUGGGUGGCCUAAAAGGCUACCAAUGUUCGUACUGCUCGUUUGCUACCCCACUUUUGCCGCUGCUGUUUAUACAUGAGCGAUCGCAUUCCAGCUUGACUAUCGUGCAGCAGCAAUUACUCCAGCAACAGCAACAUCACCAGCAGGAGGAAGCUCAAGCAGCGGCUGCAGCCGCUGCAGCAGCAGCCCUCGGAACAGCACCGUUCGUUCCGUUGCUCAAAUCCGAAUCGGCCGUCUCGUUGGCGAAAGACCAAUCUGCCAACCAGCUCAUGCCUGGCACUUCGUCUGAGACGCCCUCGUCAACGCCGGCAUCCACGCCUGUUCCAUCCUUGUCGCAAGAGGCGCUCAAUCUGCUCCACCAGACACGAUCCCAGAGCCCCGAACGGGCGGGAUCACCGCGGGAUCCGGACCCACCAACCGCAAACACGAAACCUACCUCGCCAAAGCCCGCCUCUCCACCGUCGGCAACCGGCAGUGAACCAACUGCGAUGCUAUCCGAGGUGGCAAACAUUACCCAACGCCCGGCAGUGUACGCGUUGCCCCAACAGAGUGGUCCACUGAUGAUGCAAUCUUUCCUGAUUGAGGAGUCGCUCGGCGCCGGUGCUGGGGGUCGCACACGCAAAGACUCCACCGACAAAUCGGAAGGGCCGUUAGGCCAGGAUCACAGGUUCGUACCAGCUGUUGUUUUCUUACCUGUUAAAGAGCGUAUCCUCACGCCGAUGACAAUAUCGUUCAAUCUGAGUCCCGCCUAG